Folsomia candida is the source of this 1633-nucleotide messenger RNA. Its product is annotated as E3 ubiquitin-protein ligase DIS1. The record is from RefSeq and is a predicted model, not a curated record. Gene Ontology annotation, molecular function: ubiquitin protein ligase activity; zinc ion binding; ubiquitin conjugating enzyme binding. The transcript is spliced from 5 exons. Lineage: Eukaryota; Metazoa; Arthropoda; Collembola; Entomobryomorpha; Isotomidae. Gene Ontology annotation, biological process: multicellular organism development; proteasome-mediated ubiquitin-dependent protein catabolic process. The coding region runs from base 163 to 1221 and encodes 352 amino acids. Gene Ontology annotation, cellular component: cytoplasm.
CAUGUAAAAAAUAAGUUUGGCCUUUUCUUGCUAACCCUCUUUGCUUGCGUGAAUGCUCAUUUAGUUAUCACUACUGAUUUGGUGAGGCGACAUUCUAGCAUUUGACAUUUGCUACAAUAUUUCGGAAAAAGUUCUUGGAAAAAGAUAUUCUCCAUUUACACAAUGGCUGACAGCUCUGUUAACAAUUUGGAAGGUACCAGCCUGUCCUCACUACUGCAAUGUAGCGUCUGUCUUGACAUGUGCACUGGUGGAAUUAAACAAUGCAAAAACGGUCACAACAUUUGCGCCUCGCAUGUCCCUCGUUUACAUGAGUGCCCCGUUUGUCGAAUUUCAUUUUCGCAAGGAUUAUCCCGCAACUUGUUAGCGGAAAAUCUUGUCGCUAUUGAACGGAGAAGGCGACAAGGUCAAGAUACGCGGAGACAAGUGGGGUCAAUGGUGGUGACCAGGACCAUUCCCAUCGUCCAGGCCUCUGCUCGAUUACCGAGAAACAAUUCCUCUUACACAGUGGUCAGUCCGAGCAAUAACAACCCUGGACCUACCAGCCUGAUUGCCUGCGAGUACGCCACAGAAGGUUGUACGUAUCGAAAUACAGCCUAUCGAGCACAGCAGCAUGAGCUUAAUUGUCAUUAUCGGCCGAUUGAAUGUUGCCUGAAAACGGACGGGUGUAACAAUGCUGAGAUACGAUUCUCGGAAUACCUGGUGCACCUGAUAAAUACUCAUAAGGUUAAACAUUUCGAAGGAUCCCCUCACUGGAAUAAUUAUUAUGUAAAGGAUGAUCGCAAAUUGGUUCGAGAUGGAUCGACAAGCCUCGUAAUAUUGGAAGUGGACAAUGCCAAGUUUCUGGUCCGAGCGAAACAAGUUGAGGACAGGGUUUAUGUCUGGGUCGCAUUUCAUGGGCGACCACAGGACGGUCGCAAGUACGCAGCAACGAUUAAGUUUGACUUCCCUGGAUCUGAUGAUGACGAUGAUGAGGAGGAGGAGGAUACUGAUGACGAUUAUGAAAGUGAAUCUUCCGAAGAUGAGGAUGGAGAUAUGGACCCUAACUUUGAUUUUGCUGGAAAUGUUAAAGCUACGACUCGUAUGGACGUAGAGGACGUUAAACAAAUCAAUAGUUGUCUAGAUAUGUGUCAAGGUGAUAUCGAGAACAAUUUGGGAACAGAAAUAAUCCGAGGACGUGAACUUGAAAGUUGGGCAAUAAAUAUUAAAAUUAAUAGGUACUAAUGAUAAGUAAGUUUGGUAUAAAGCUCAGGAAGUUACUCCUGUUGAAAAAAGUUAUAGCGGAAUUUUUUCCAAAUCAAGUUUGCAUAGGGGACUGACUGAGGUUUGUAAUCUUAAUAGAUAUACAAAUACAUAUGUAUUGGGUUACUAAAUAAUAUUAGUGUGGGUAACAACUGUAACUAUUUCUAUGAAAUAUAUUUCCUGAAUAAGGGCUCGUAAAAAAGAGCAAAGUCAUACAAAUAAAUAUACUUUUUACAAAUUAUUGGAUAGGUAAUGGAUUAUUAUUGUAAAAUUAUUGGAUACGUAUAGAAAAUAACAUACGUGUGUACUACAUAUGUAAUACCUAUGUAUUUACAGUGAAAAUUGCAAUGUUUCACUUAAUCGUAAUAAAAUAAAUGCGUUCAUAAUAAAUAUA